CAAUGAAGUUCUCAGCAGCCAGUAAAUGACCCUGUAGACAUCCCAGUAAGCUAAGGGAGAAAAUUUCGAUCAUCUCAACAACAUUCAGACGUUAUUUUCAACCUGAAUUACUCAACCUAGUAACUACAAUGGACAAAGCUGUGGUAUUGGCGAUGCUCCCAAAUGGAAUAAAUUAUUGCAGCGGGCUUAUUAUCCUCCCGUUGUGAAAUGAAUCACUCCACUGAUAUCAAGUACCGUCCGCGAACGAGCGAGAUAUGCUCAGUUUCUCAACUCAGUUUGUUAGUGAUGGUUGAUUAAGAAUCACGUUCCAUCGAUUUGAAAAGGCAAUUCCAUAGAGGUCAAGCGGACGACGAGACCGGUACUUGAUAAUCGAAAGAAAAAAGAAAAAAUACGAUCAGUAAAGUUGAACUGUUACCCCAACUUCAAAAUAACUCGGUUUCUAUUAUGACGUCUACACUCUGCUGGAGUCUUUUGUUGUACUCCUUGCUGAUCUCAAGCAUUUUCUGUCACGACGAUGAUUAUCUUACCUUUCCUGAGGGAUUUCGUAUCGGAGCUGCAGGAGCGUCGUAUCAAAUUGAAGGCGGCUGGAACGCAAGUGAUAAAGGUCACAGUGUGUGGGAUAAUUUCACGCACAGAGAACCAUGGCGUAUUGUAGAUAAUAGUAACGGUGACAUUGCUUGUGACUCGUACCACAAAUACAAGGAAGAUGUUAAAUGGCUCAAGGAGAUUGGACUCGAUCACUAUCGAUUUUCGCUCAGCUGGUCUCGCAUCUUGCCAACUGGCUACGCUGACAAAGUCAGCGAGGAUGGAAUUCGUUACUACAAAAAUCUGAUUGACGAACUACUCCGCAACAACAUCGAACCCUUAGUCACUCUCUAUCAUUGGGAUCACCCACAGGUGAUCGAGGAACAAGGUGGUUGGAUGAACGACAUGAUAGUCAAGUGGUUUGGCGACUAUGCAAGGGUGGUAUUCCGGGAGCUUGGACCGAAGGUGAAAAUAUUUGCAACGAUAAAUGAGCCAAAUUCAUUUUGCACGGAGGGUUAUGAGGAUGGGUGUAAGGCUCCAGGAAAACAACUCGCUCCGACGGGGGGGUACAUGUGCGGCCAUAACGUGUUAAAGGCCCACGCCAGAGCGUACCACAUUUACGACAGAGAAUUCCGGAAAUCCCAAAAUGGAAAGAUCGGUAUCGUGAUACCUUGCGGAGGUCAAAUAGCCAAGAAUCCGGGAGACAACGCGUCUGUCGAAACAUCAUUUCAAUUCGGCUGCGGAUGGAUGGCUCACCCAAUUUUUUCAAAAACCGGAGACUACCCUGAAGUUAUGAAGCGUAACAUCGAUCGUAACAGCAAAAACGAAGGUUACCCCAGAUCAAGGUUACCGAAAUUUUCGCCGAACUGGAUCAAAUAUAUCAGAGGAACUUCCGACUACUUUGGAUUGAAUCAUUACACCACCUUCGAGGUAUCACCUAGAACAAAAAAACCAGACGACGUAUGGGGUCUUGACUCUGGUCUAGAGAAAAGUGUGGAUCCAAGCUGGCCUCGGACAGCUUCUGCCUGGCUAAGGGUAACUCCGUUCGGCUUCGGAGAUACUCUCAGACAGAUUAAAGACGAGUACCAAAACCCACCUGUUUAUAUUCUCGAGAACGGUGUUUCGGACUCGGGAACACUGACCGACCAUCAGAGGAUCGGUUACUUCUACUCGUACCUGAAGGAACUCAUUACAGCGGUCAAACGGGAUGGGUGUAACGUGCCACUUUAUACCAUGUGGAGCCUUCUCGAUAACUUCGAGUGGAAUAGAGGAUAUACAGAGCGUUUUGGCAUCUUACAUGUGGAUUUCAAUAGUUCAAACAGAACUCGAACACCCAAGCUGUCAGUGGAUUGGUGGAAAAAUGUUUUAAGAACUCGAAAGCUGCAGCCUGUGACUGAGUACUGGUAGAUGAACGAUAUGCCGUUACUGACAUAUAUUAUUUCAUAUCAUAUCUAUAUUUUAUACGCGUUAUAAUUUUCAUUUCCUCGAUUUUCCUCCACUGUAUUUCUCUGUAUUCUCGUUCAAAAUUAUUUUCUGUGAUACCUUCUAGGGAGAAGUAAUACUGUGCAAAGAGAGACUUAAAAGAUAAAAACUUGGCAAUUUCAUUGGUCGAUAAACGCUAAGAGAAAGCCCAGGAAAAAAAUUUUGGAUCUAUGUAUAAUUUUUUUUGAUAGAUUUUGAAUAAGUUUGAUAAACUUGGAUUUAAAUUUUAAAGAAUCAUAUGUUUACCGAGAUUUCCGUAGAUAUCAGUAGAUUUACAUACCCUUGAGUUAGUCUAAUAUUGUGGCCAAACGCUUAUGCUUCUUAGAGCUCCCUACAUCUACUUAAAUCUCAGUCCUGGGUACUUACCCUAUUUUAUUUUAAUAUAUCUUUCUUAACUGGGUGUACUAUAUAUAAACUAAAUAUGACAUCUUGACCUCGUAAGAUUACACACGACUUCUUUUUCUUUUUCUCCUCUCCGAGGUGUGUGGAAGGCAGUUGUACUUUGUCAGUGAUACGAGCCGUCUGAUGUACACGAAGAAAGCGGUGUGUUACAAUGCCAGUUAUGUAGAAAC
This is a messenger RNA of Neodiprion virginianus, 2579 nucleotides long. RefSeq names its product myrosinase 1-like. The record is from RefSeq and is a predicted model, not a curated record. Lineage: Eukaryota; Metazoa; Arthropoda; Insecta; Hymenoptera; Diprionidae. The transcript is spliced from 8 exons. Bases 445 to 1932 code for a protein of 495 amino acids. Gene Ontology annotation, biological process: carbohydrate metabolic process. Gene Ontology annotation, molecular function: beta-glucosidase activity.